AUGGAUUUCAAUCUCUCAAAUUGUAAUUUGCUAUAAAAAAAUCAACCAAAUCAUUAAUCGUCUCCUAAGAAGUUAAGCAAUUCUGAAGUUAAUGCAGCAAUUUAGAAAUACUUUUAGAUUGUUAAGAGAAAGGAAGGUAAGAAUCCUAAUCCAAUAAUUUCUAAUGCUCAAUCAUCCAAGAUUUUAGGAUAAUUGGUAACAAAGGUAUCCCCUUCUUUAGACAUCCAUGUUCCAAUUAAGCCUCCAACUCCAUUAGGUACUUAAUCUUCUAGACCAUCAUCUGAGAAGAAAGUUUAUCAUCGUCCUCAGUAAUCAAUGGGACAAAGCAAGGAUUUGAACUAACAUAAACUUCUAACCACAUUAUUUCAGAAGCCUAAGACUCAAUCUCAAUAAGUAACACCUAAGUGUAGUGGUAAGGGAAGUGUUAGUGUCAACAAGUAUUUUGAGAGCACAAAAAAAUUAUAAGGUGAAUUUCAACAAUACUACUUAACAAGAGUAAAAAAUGCUUUUUCAAAGCCUUUGAGGGAUGAUUAUUUUAGUCGAAUGUACAGGGAACACUUUUUAUAAACUUAUCAAGGGAUAUAUAUUACAUAAUACUUACAACCAGUUGAUCCAAAUGAUCUGUAAAAUAAGCAAGUACAUCUAAAAUAGAAGGAAUGUUACAUAAGUAUUUUAAAUUCUAAAUUAUUUCUAGAUAAGAUCACUAUUGUAUUUGAUUUAGAUGAGACAUUAGUCCAUUGCAAUGAAAGUAUAGCAAUGCCAAGUGAUAUCAUAUUAUCAAUUGAAGUGUCUCCAUAAGAAAAAGUCAAAGCAGGCAUAAAUAUUAGACCUGGUGCUGUCAAACUAUUAGAAUUACUUGUGAAUGAUUUUGAAUUGAUAGUAUUUACAGCUUCUCAUCCUUGUUAUGCUUAGAAAGUGAUUGAAUAUCUAGAUCCCUAGAAGAGACUUUUUUCUCAUAGUCUUUACAGAGAUAAUUGUAUAAUGACUACAGGAGGGAUGUAUACCAAGGAUCUUAGAAUUAUUGAUCGAUCUCUAAGUCAAUUAGUCUUAGUGGACAAUGCUUCUUAUUCAUUUGCUUGGUAAUUAGAUAAUGGGAUACCCAUAAUUCCUUUUUAUGAUAAUAAAGAGGAUAGGGAAUUGGAGUCAUUACUAAAAUACUUAAAAGGAAUGUAGGGUUGUAAAGAUGUUAGGGAAUAUAAUAGGUAAGAUAUCACCAAAAAUAUUAUAGAAAUCAUUUAAAAUUUUAGUUUUUCCAAGAUCCAUCAGGGCCAAGUCUUGUGUUUGAGAAAUUGUUUGAUUAGAAGAUGGAAAUCUAAUGA
Messenger RNA from Paramecium primaurelia, 1319 nucleotides. Lineage: Eukaryota; Ciliophora; Oligohymenophorea; Peniculida; Parameciidae. The record is from the annotation of a GenBank genome assembly.